AUUGAUUUAAGUUUCUAGAUCUUUGUGGUUACGAUUCAGUGGCGACUUUAUCGUCAUCGUAAUUGCAAUUUUUCAUUUCUUAUUCGAUCCUUAUCCUCUAUUACUAUUAGUGGUAGUGGCAGCCAUAUUUGCAAACAGUAAAGAUGGGGAUGAGGUGAUUAUUGUCUGUGGUCUCCACCAUCAUGGUGAUUAUGGCAUAUUUAGUUAUCGAUUUGGAUAGUCACAACGCACCUCCAUCUUGACAACUCCUUACAACUAACCCAUCAGUAUCACAUAGGCCAUUGUGUGCCAAAAGUACCUAUUAUUGGAAUACUUAGUGCUGGAUGAUGAUUAAAAGCCAGAAAGGUCCUUUAAAUCUCAAUUAUGGUAGAAUUUGGUGGAAUUGAUUGAAAUUAUGGAGCUUUAUACUUCUAUAUGUAGCCUGUCUCUAUUCCUAUACUUCCAACCUAGUUGAAGAGAAGCUGCGUUCAUAUAAAAUAAUGUCGGAAUUACAGGCUUCGGUCAUGCUUCCUGUGUUAGAUUUUUCUGUACCAGUUUGUCCCUCCAUUCUCGCUUCCCUUGUACAGGCUUGUCAAGAAUGGGGCUUCUUUUAUGUCACUAGUCAUGGCAUCUCUAAAGAUUUGUUCAGCAAAGUUUGUUCUCUAUCAAGGCACAUCUUCAGCCUUCCUCAAGAUUCCAAACUCAGGAUAGGUCCAUUCUCGCGGCUUAGAACCUACACUCCCCCUUUCAUAGCCUCCCCUUAUUUUGAAAGUCUACGAGUGUCUGGACCAGAUUUCUUUGCUUCUUCAAAGAGUUCUGCUGAUGAACUUUUCUGUCAAGAGAAUUCUGAAUUUAGUGAGAUUAUGCAAGAGUACGGAAACAAGAUGUCAGAAUUAUCAACGAGAAUCAUAGAUGUUAUAUUGAUGAGUUUCGGAGAUGAUUACACAGAUAAGUUCUAUGAUUCAGAAUUUGGCCACUGUCACGGGUAUCUGAGGUUGGUAAAUUAUUCACCUCCAAAGAAUGUUGAAGAAAAGGAGGUUGAAGGACUUGGAAUGCACACUGAUAUGAGUUGUAUAACAAUAGUAUACCAGGAUGGGAUAGGUGGGCUGCAAAUGAGAUCUAAGGAAGGGGAAUGGACAGACAUCUGCCCUUGUGAGGAUGCUCUCAUAGUUAACAUCGGAGAUCUCAUGCAGGCUUGGAGCAACGGAAAAUUAAGAUCAUCAGAACACCGGGUUGUUUUGAAGCAGUCUAUGAACCGUCUCUCUCUGGCUUUCUUUUGGUGCUUUGAGAAUGAGAAGGUCAUUGUUGCUCCGGAUGAAAUCGUUGGAGAGGGUAUUCCUAGAAUUUACAAGCCAUUUGUUUGCCUGGAUUAUAUGAAGUUUAGAGAGAGUAAUGAAGAAGGGAAGUUUGAUAUUAUUGGUUACACAGUAAAAGAUUUUGCAGGCCUGAAACUUUGAAGUGUUGCAAUCAUGCUAGUUUUUGAACUGUUUAUGAUCCUGUCUUAUGGGAAUUGUGAUGGUGGUUUUCCUCCCUCCAAGUAACUGUAGCAGUAGUUUGGAGGUUGUUGGACAUCUAGGUUUGCACCAUGAGAACUAUUUUAGCAUUCAUGGGUUUCAUGCUCUUGUGAAUUAUGUGAAUGUUCUGGCUUCUAAGAGUGCAUGGUAAGAGAAGAUGGGAGGAACUCUUUGAGUUGAGAUGUGGUAGGGUAUGACUUUUGUUGAGAUGUGGUAGGGUAUGAUUUUUUCUUUCUGCCUUUUGAUAUUGGAAAAAGAUAUCUUCUUGUGUGUAUUUGGAUUCUGUGUUUCCCUAGUGAUAAUACAGUUGAGCUUCAACUUUUAUAUUGAAAAAGACCUUUGUAUAUUCUUGUGUGGAGGAAGCCCAUUGUUUUCUUUGUUUAUUUUGCCUUGUU
Messenger RNA from Tripterygium wilfordii, 1888 nucleotides. Its product is annotated as gibberellin 20-oxidase-like protein. Gene Ontology annotation, molecular function: dioxygenase activity. The record is from RefSeq and is a predicted model, not a curated record. Bases 480 to 1436 code for a protein of 318 amino acids. The transcript has 2 exons. Lineage: Eukaryota; Viridiplantae; Streptophyta; Magnoliopsida; Celastrales; Celastraceae.